AUGGCUAAGACGAGGAGCAUGACUAGAAACCAGAAGAAUCAUGAUGAUGCAUCUUCCUCUAGCAGGAAGAGGCCGGAGUCUUGUGCAUCUUGGUCAGAUUUUGACCACAAUCUGCUUGCUUUUUUAGUUCUUAUGCAAUUGGGAGUUGUUGAUUAUCUUUCAUUCGGUGGAGUUUGCAAGUCAUGGAGGUCACUUGCAGUCUCUAACAGGAACAUGUUUAUGGGUACGAGACCACCCAUCUCCAUAUCUUCUAUCUGUUGUCAUGCUUAUGAGAACACCUACUACCUAGUGGACUUUGAAGGAAGAAAACUCAAAAUCCCCCCCCCCCCAAUUCUGCUGAUGCUACGUGUAUACGAUUGA
Lactuca virosa is the source of this 360-nucleotide messenger RNA. The record is from the annotation of a GenBank genome assembly. NCBI's taxonomy places the organism in Eukaryota, Viridiplantae, Streptophyta, Magnoliopsida, Asterales, Asteraceae.